Molecule: messenger RNA, 4906 nt
Organism: Astyanax mexicanus (Mexican tetra)
Lineage: Eukaryota; Metazoa; Chordata; Actinopteri; Characiformes; Acestrorhamphidae
Gene: tap2t
Product: transporter associated with antigen processing, subunit type t, teleost specific
Exons: 12
Coding region: 290-2458 (722 amino acids)
Biological process (GO): transmembrane transport
Cellular component (GO): membrane
Molecular function (GO): ATP hydrolysis activity; ABC-type oligopeptide transporter activity; ATP binding
Source: RefSeq, a predicted model, not a curated record
GAAACUCAGGGACUGCAGGUAAAUGAACAGCACAGGAAUCACACCACAGGAGCACAAGGUCCAAAUACAUCUGUAUUUAUAGGUGUUUUAAUGAAACUAUAACGGGACAGAAGGCGAGGUUUAGCAGGGGAAGCGUGUGUUUGAUUUUGGUGGUCUGCGCUGAUGCAGUUUAAGCUGCCUGGUGGAAGCAGACGCGGAGUUUCAGUGUGAAAAUAAAAGUGAAAGUAAAACUGAUAUUGGGACACGGAUCGAAACUCCAGCGGACUGACAACGAGUAAAUGGUACCUCCAUGAUGGCUCAUCCCACUGAAAGAGCUGCAGUGCGAGCGUGUGCACUUCUCCUGGGCUGUGACCUGAUCCUCUGGCUGAUUCUGGUAGCAGGACUUCUGUGGUUUGAAGGCACCUUUAUCCUCAGCUUGAGCUGGAUAUGGGCAUUCAGGGCUGUCUGCUGGUUCCUGCUUAAUCAAGUCGGUUCAGUGCUUGUGGAGAAGAUUGUCCAACCUCUGCUGAAGCGCUGGGUUGUUUUGCUGUGUUUUUUGCCUCCUGUGUUUGAUACUGUGCAGACGCUGGUUCCAGGAGGAGCAUGUGGUUUCUGUCCUGUUCCUGAUGCAGGCAUGGUAAUCCUGAGUGCAGUGACUGCCACACUGGUAUAUAUGGUGUGGGAGAUGGCAUUCCCCUCUAAUGACUCUAAAAAGGAUGCAAAAAAGGAGAAGAAAGACCAAGAGGCCAAAGCUCUCCUAAUGAGAGUGAUUCACUACUCCAGAGCAGACUACCUUCACCUGGGGGCCGCCUUUAUUUUUCUCAUCUUGGCUGCUUUAUUUGAGUCAUUUAUUCCUUACUAUGUGGGGAAAAUCAUUGAUGUCUUGAAGGGAGACUACCAGCAUAGUACCUUCAUGUGGGCCAUUGGGCUCAUGUCACUCUACUCUUUUGGAAGCUCCUUGUUUUCUGGCUUGCGAGGAGGCAUGUUCAUGUGCAGCCUGAGCAGAUUAAACAGGAGAAUUCGACACAUGUUGUUUCAGAACCUAAUGAAGCAGGAAAUUAGCUUCUUUGAAGACAACAAACCAGGAAGUCUAACAUCCCGGCUGGUUUCUGACACUGAUAAGAUGGGCCGUUCUAUAGCCAUGAAUGUGAAUGUGCUUCUGCGGAGCCUUGUGAAGACGUGUAGCAUGCUCGUCUCCAUGCUGAGUCUGUCCUGGCAACUCACAAUCCUUACAUGUGUGGAGAUGCCUCUGCUCGCUGUGCUGCAGAACAAUUACAACACAUUAGCCCAGAAAACCAACAGAGAGCUGCAGGACUGCAAGGCGGAGAUUGAGCAGCUGGCUUUGUCUACAGUUGAUGCUAUGAAGACAGUGCGCAGUUUUAGGGCUGAAGCCCAGGAGCAGAGGAGGUAUGAGGAGGCCCUGGACAGGAAGCUACAGGUUCAAACACGCAAAGGCAUUUACAGUGCAGUGCACCUCCUUCUGCGCAGGUUUGUGUCAGUGAGCCUGAAGAUCGCCAUGCUGCUUCUAGGCCAAAAUCUCAUCACCUCUGGUCAGCUAAGCAGUGGAGGCCUCCUGGCUUUUGUGCUGUAUCAGAAAGACAUGGUGACCAACAUGAGGCAUCUGGUGUAUGUUUAUGGAGACAUCCUGAACACAGUGUGGUCAGCAGAGAAGGUGUUUCAGCUGCUUGACAGAAGAGCGACAGUAAGAGAAGCAGGCGACUUUGUUCCUCCGAAACUAGAAGGAAGACUCACGUUUGACAAUGUUACCUUCUCUUAUCCUUCUCGUGAGGCACUUAAGUCUGUAAGUCUGGAGCUGAAACCCGGGAAGAUGACCGCGCUGGUGGGCCCGUCUGGUGGAGGGAAGAGUACUUGCGUUAGUCUGCUGCAGAGGUUUUAUGAGCCUCAGAAAGGAGAAGUGCUAUUAGACGGUGUUCCAAUUUAUCGCUACCAGCAACGGUACCUGUGCAGUCAGAUGGCAGCUGUGUCCCAGAAUCCCGAGCUCUUCUCUGGCUCAAUAAAGUACAAUAUUGAGUACGGGCUACAUGGCUGCUCUGAAGAGAGAGUGCAAGAUGCAGCAAAGAAAGCUAGUGUGAACAAGUUCAUUCAUAAUAUGGAUCAAGGCUAUGAUACAGAUGUUGGACAGCGUGGGGAGAGGCUGUCUUCAGGACAGAAGCAGUGCAUUGCUAUUGCCAGAGCUAUGAUAAGGACUCCAAAAAUACUAAUUCUUGAUGAAGCCACCAGCAAGUUGGACAGCAACACUCAGCAUGCGGUUCAGCAAGCCCUCUCAGGUGCAGCAGGUCAGACCGUACUGGUGGUGGCACAUCGCUUGCAGACUAUAGAGAAAGCAGACCACAUCAUCUACAUGGAAGAUGGGAAGAUUGUGGAACAAGGAACACACGAGCAGCUCAUGUCCAAAAAAGGAAGCUAUUAUGAGCUUAGGGAGAAACUGUUUACACUGGAUUCAGAUCAACAAAACUAAAAACACUGUAGUUAGUCAUGGAAUAUUAAUAGCUUUUCUGAGUGAUGUAUAAUUUUAUGCAGUUUUUACUGGACAUUUUCCUGGAUAUGCACAUCAUGUCCAAAAAGAACCAAACACUCGAUUCAAAAUUUCUGUUAAUAAAAGUGCACCUAUUGAGGGCGCAUAUAUUUAUUUGCUCACACAGCUAUAUGGGUGUAAAGCCUGCAUUUAGCUGUGGAUCAGUAGAAUUGUGUUCUAUGGAUUGAUGGAACUCCUGAUGGUAAAUGUGUUCUGGGUUGAGAUUGUGAUCGAGAAGUUCUCCUUUAACAUCAGUACUGGUCCUCACUAAAGCUCUUAUGACUGAAGGCAGUGAAAUAAUGACAAUAUUGGCCCAAUAUCUUUGGUCAAUUCAUGUCACAAGUAGGGUUGCAACGGUAUGAGAUUUUCACGGUAUGAUAACCGUCUCGGAAAAUACCGCGGUAUCACGGUUAUCACGGUAUCACAGUUUGUUACAUAUAUUAUUAAACUGACCCUUAAAGAAAUUACAACAAAGUUUUUUUGUUCAAUUAACUAUUUAUUGUAGAAACUACACCAUCAGGUGAAGGAAACCAUGUUUUUCCACUACUCCUAAGGGCAUUAAGAGUGUAUAUAUAUAUAAAAAAAGUUGGUAUAUAACCAGAUACUGCAGAAAGAGGGGAUUUAUUUCUGACAUGAUCCUCACAAUAGAGAUUUCUAUUUUAAGGCUUUCACACCUUAAAACCUUCAACAUAUGAAAAACAGGCACGUCAGAAUUUGAAAAUUAACGCAUGUAAAUGAAUGGCGUCUUUCACAUCCAGUCCGGCCAGGACCUUUACACGGACACGUGAAUCCAUCGUAGCACGCACUUCACGCCUGUACCUGCGUGCCCAAAUUUCGGAUAACUCAGCGCUUUUGCGGGCGCUUACCGCAUGGGUUGUGCACGACUACAAAGAAGUUUUAUUUAGGUUAUUUAGGUAAAAUUAUAAACUGAACACAUACUUUGCGCUGCACAGCGGGGUGGUGUUCUCGGAGAUGGGAGAACAGGUUUGAUGUAUUUCCUCCUUUAGCUGUGACUACGGCCACAUUGAUUACAAGCUUGUUGAUUACAAGAUUACAAGUCUGUUUUCAGGCUGUUUGAAUGAGCGAAAUAUGAUCAGAAUUAUGUUAAUUAACACUAACAUAGAAGCAUAGAACUAUUAUUUAAUAAAAAUGAUUUUUAAGAACAGCUAAACACAGUGCGGAGAAGUUCACGUGCGAGAGAGAGAGAUUUGCGUGUUCUGAUGUGAGCUACUCACAGGUAAAGGUUCUCUUUUAUCUCCUCGUGCUCAUUUUAGUCCAAUUCAUAAUUCUGCAGUUUCUCAGUGUUUUCUGUCGUGUUUUGCGGCUAGCGCGAGCGCUUACAACUAACACCGCGGACCGCGAGGUGCAGCCGCGCUGCCGCUGUUAUGCCGAAUCCGACUCCCUGCUCAAUCCGACUCCAGCUUCGCGGACAGAAUCGGCACAACACCUCCCGCUGUAGAACUGCGGGAGUGAAAACAGCGCUUAUAAAUAAGUUAGUUAAGUUUCACUUUCAGUUUUCGUUAUUUGGUUCGUUUUCAUGAACAAUAAUAAUUGGUUACUUAGCAUUAACAUUGUGACUAUCACACCAGAGCUUUAUUUAAAAAUAAAAUAUAUAAUUAAAAAACAGAUGCCUACAUCUCAGACUAUUUUCUGGAGCCCAACCCGACCCGGCCCGAGGAAUGUGGUGGGAAAUCUCGGCCCGAACGGACCCGAUUUCGGGUCGGUCCUCGGGUCAGGUCUGGUUCGGGCAGAGAAUCUAAGCUCUAGUCUGAUGCACUUUCUGCCGUUCUCACCACUGUGUGCUGAGUAGCUGAAGCGGAGCAGAGUUGCGCAUGCGCGGGUGACUUUCUCCGCUGGCUUGCGUUUUACCGGUAAUAAGCAAACACACACGGUAUGAUAACCGUGCAUUUUAAUACCACGGUAUACCGUGAAACCGGUUACCGCUGCAACCCUAGUCACAAGAGUAGAGGCUGUACACAAACCACUAAUUAAUAUUCUUGAUAUCAGAGGGACUGUUAUAGGAACAACUGUCUUCAUCUGUUCCUGUUGUAUUGUGUGCAUGUUUGAAUUUUACUUUUCUUGUUCCAGUUCCCUAAAAGCAUUUUUCUGUAUAAUAUUAACUGGUAAAGAAAGUGUUAAGUGAGAUGCUUUUAAAAUUUUAUGUAUUUACUAGGGGUGUCACGAUUUCGAUAUUUUAUCGAAAUUGAUCGAAAUCAUGUCAUGGUCUCGAUCAUCGAAGUCAAAAAGAUGAUCAAUGAUCCCUCCCUCUAAGCUACAGAAGCACACGCGCUCGCUAUGCAAAUGGCGCAGCACACUGUAGCCGACGCCGCGGUCACUGUGACUGCUCAAAGAGCAGCCCUUUCUCCAGAGAAUGUGGACAUUCUCAUCUCC